This is a messenger RNA of Acytostelium subglobosum LB1, 1137 nucleotides long. RefSeq lists its product as hypothetical. Lineage: Eukaryota; Evosea; Eumycetozoa; Acytosteliales; Acytosteliaceae. The transcript has 2 exons. The record is from RefSeq and is a predicted model, not a curated record. Bases 1 to 1137 code for a protein of 378 amino acids.
AUGACAACUAAAGUAUUAUUUAUCAUAGUUAUAAGCCUGCUGGUGAUAUGUUGUUUGAGUCCUGUUGCCAACUCAUAUGGAGAGGAAGAUCAAAGUACACCAGGACAUCCACUUUGGAAUGAGCGUGAAGCUCAUGUACUUACAAAUGCUCUAAGAAUUAAUCCACUACAAUACGCCAAGGUGUUCUAUGAGUCUGUGAUGGGCGCGCCAAUUGGACCAAAUGUGUUGACCCCUGCCAAGUAUCCACCAGUUCAUCCAAUCUACUUUGAGUUUGAUCUGAUGCAUGCGUCGUUGGCACAUGACAAUGACAUGAUCACCAAUCUGACUUGCAAGGUGUCUCACAGUGAUUGCAAUGGAACAUCGAUGGGUGAUCGCCUAAAGAAGUUCAUCAGUCCGACCUGUAAUUCAUUCCUCGGUGAGAACAUGGCCAUGGGCAUGUCUGGUGGUCUGUCCGCCAACAACUUGUUGAUAUGUGAAAAGGGUGCGCCACCCUGUCUCACUGACGACCUGCCAUUCGACAAGAUCGGACACAGGGACAACUUGAUGAGUCUGCAAUAUCGCGCCAUGGGCAUUGGCUUGAUGCCAGGUCAGGCCAAGUCCCAGUACUCUUACUAUUGGACGAUGGACUUUAGUAGUUGUCGCGCCAACAUACCUACUGGCUUCCCAGUGCAUGGUGGUUCGCACACGUUCAUCAACUCUAGUGUCGUCUACAUUACCAACUAUUACGAUGUCUACGGAUCGUCCAAUGUUACCGAAGCUUUGAUCCACUUCUCCAAUGGCCAGACCUACCAAAUGUCUUUGGAGUACAACUCCGCCGCCAAGUUUGGCCAGCUCUGGACCUACAGGCCGGCAACUGUUACUGAGUGUCUUGGCUAUAGUUUCGAGUUCAAGACAACCAAUGGUACCUACAUCUAUCCAACUACUGGUCAGCUCCAGACAUUGACCAAGUUGAGCAGUCCUUGCAAGGCUUGGACCAGCAACACUCUUCCUACAUCCUCCACUUCCGCUCCAUCCACCACCACAUCGUCUACGACUGAUCAUCCAAACUCAACCAUGUCCAUCCUCAAUUCAUUCUCCUCCUCCAUCUCUCUCUCUCUGCUCUUGCUCUCUCUCGUCAUCCUAUCAGCCUCUAUGUAA